This is a messenger RNA of Poecilia latipinna (sailfin molly), 2535 nucleotides long. RefSeq names its product phospholipid scramblase 1. Lineage: Eukaryota; Metazoa; Chordata; Actinopteri; Cyprinodontiformes; Poeciliidae. The transcript is spliced from 8 exons. Bases 465 to 1394 code for a protein of 309 amino acids. Gene Ontology annotation, biological process: plasma membrane phospholipid scrambling. The record is from RefSeq and is a predicted model, not a curated record. Gene Ontology annotation, cellular component: plasma membrane. Gene Ontology annotation, molecular function: phospholipid scramblase activity.
UGCUACAUGUACGCACUCGGAACUGGGUUUAAGUCGCACCAUUUUAAUGCCUGUCUGUUUAUUCGUCGAGUUGAACUUGACGUGCAUAAGUUACGAACAACACAUUUCCACCUUUCACCCGUGGGUUGACUGGGUCGUCAAACAUAAUUUAAACAUGAUUUUAACUCGAAAGUGACUGGUUCCCGCCCAUGUUCAUGUUUGUGCCAUGACGGGUUGCCUCCCUACAAGGACGCUCAAAGAAACCUCUCUGUGGGGAAGGGGAGGAGAGAAAAAAGAGGAGGAGAGACUAGCAGCAGCAACGACGACAAACAGAUUGGGCAAAGGACUGAAAGCACCACUUUGGAACCGACAACCUGCUUUUCUACUCUUUCUUUGGGAUUUAAAUUCACGCUUUUCCAAGGAAAGCCUGGGAGGGAUUUGGGAAGUGUGACCUCAUUUCUUUCUCCAUUUCUCCACCAAUCACAAUGUCUGCUCCAGGCUAUCUAGGCUCUCCGAAUCAUCCUCCUUACCCACAACCCGGCCAGUCCGCGCCCCCUUACCCUGUUCCGGCUGGGGGAUAUCCUGGAGACCCCAGUCAGGCUCCCCCACCAGGCUUCAACAUGGGCCAUCACCAGGACCAGCCUCCUGUCAUGUAUCAACCGGGCCCUGCUCCAGGUCCAGGACCGGACUAUGGCGGCCAGCCAAUGGGAAUGUCUCCAGCUCCGGCUCCAGUCGGCGUCCCGCCCGGGCUCGAGUACCUAACACAGAUAGACCAGAUCCUGAUCCAUCAGAAAGUUGAGCUCCUGGAAGCUUUCAUUGGGUUUGAGACGAACAACCAGUACGAGAUCAAAAACAGUCUGGGCCAGAAGAUCUACAAGGCCAAGGAGAAGAACGACUGCUGCACCAGGAACUGCUGCGGCUCUCUGCGCAGCUUCGACAUGAAGAUCAAGGACAACAUGGACCGGGAGGUCAUCCGCCUCAUCCGGCCCUUCCGAUGCGUCUCCUGCUGGUGUCCCUGCUGCCUGCAGGAGAUGGAGGUCCAGGCGCCGCCGGGAACCACCGUAGGGUUCGUCAAACAGGACUGGCAUCCUUUCCUGCCAAAGUUCUCCAUCCAGGGACCAGAGGGACAGACGCUGCUGAAACUGGAGGGGCCCUGCUUCGCCUGCAACUGCUGUGGGGAUGUCAACUUUGAGCUGACAAGUAAAGAUGGCGGACAGUCCAUUGGUCGGAUCAGCAAGCAGUGGAGCGGCCUCUUGAAGGAAGUCUUCACAGACACGGACAACUUCGGCAUCCAGUUCCCAAUGGACCUGGACGUGAAGAUGAAGGCCGUCCUCAUGGGCGCCUGCUUCCUCAUUGACUUCAUGUUCUUCGAGAAAGUGGGCGAGGCGAACCAACGCAGCUCUGUGUUUUCGUAACCGAGUGCCUGAGUCCACCCCCGUUGUCCAGCGCCUGUCUUGGUUUCUUCAACAGACGUUCCGGCGUUCAUUUAUAAAGCAAGAUCAAAUUGGCUCCAGUCCAAUUUGAUCUUACUUGGAAGGAUGUUGAUGUUCCCCACACUCCGUAGAGUUUUUACAUGUUCAUUUAAUUUGUGAUGAAACUUUAAAAAUAGAAAAAACUCCACCUGUCUUCUACUUAGCUCAGCAUACUGUUGAAUGUGCUUUCUGCUGCCAUCUCUCUCUCUUUGUGCUUUUUCUUGUUGAAAUUUGUCAAUAUAUAUUUUACAAUCAGUGAUAUCGUUGCCAUGCUCAUGAGGCAUUCAUAUUAGACAUAGUGUAAGUGCAAUAUCCUUUCGGAUGCAGAAGGCGUAUAUUAAUCACUUUGUUUUUAAAGUCAUGGCAGCAUGUCACUGAUGCCAUAGUCUGCAUUUUGUACAAAUCACUUCAGCUCUGCAUGUUUGGUUCAGUUAUGAUCCAAUAUUCAUAGAACUAACACUUUUUUUAUUUACCUUUUUUAUUAUGUAGGUUACUUACACAGAUACUAUCCUGUAAAAACGUGUUGUAGUCCGAUGUAGAAUGUUAUAACCAAUCUACCUGCUCACUAUUGCAUUAUUCGUUUAGCUACUUUUUAACCAAAGCAACAUGGAGGAAAGCCAAAAAAGACCUCGGUGUCACUUCUUAGUUUUGGCUUUUAUGUGAAGCUACUUUUGAAAGUUUGCAUCAUUUAACUUGAUAAGGAAGUUGUCUUGUUGCUAGUCUGAUUAAAAACGGGAAAAGAAACCUCGAGUUGUUGCAUGCUGAGAGGAUUUACCGAAGCUGUCAUUUCCCUUGCUUGCUUCACUGUUCUAAGUUGAAACCAACGACACUCUACAGGCUGUGGUGCGAGAUAAAACUGCAACGACUGUAAAGUGAGCGAUAGCGUGCCCGUUUAGCGUUUGCCAUGGAAACGGCGCGAGCAGCUGAACUUUACCCUGCAGGUUUCCCUCAGUUUCCCUGUGAUUGCACGGCGUAAAAGUGAAUUAAACAGGAUGACGACAAAUUGUUGUGCGGCACGAAUAGGAAGCUAAAGAAGGAAGAAAAAAGCUGUGGUUCGUGACCUCAUGGGGUUUUGUCGAAGUUG